Molecule: messenger RNA, 1750 nt
Organism: Paramecium octaurelia
Lineage: Eukaryota; Ciliophora; Oligohymenophorea; Peniculida; Parameciidae
Source: the annotation of a GenBank genome assembly
AUGUCUAAUUUUUGGAAAGAGAUCCAAAACUAUUCUGGAUGCACGGAUUUCGAAUAGUUACAGUAUUAUCUCAACCUCAUCUAUAAAGUACAAUUUAAUAAAAGUUUAGUUUGAAAUAUAAUUGGAAGACUUUUAAACUAUGCACCCUGUGUAUCUAGCCAAAUUGCUGCAUAUACACCAAUUAGCAAUACAAUAUUAUGAACAUUCCACUGAAGAAUUGAUUGAGUAUGAAAAAUACAAUGAAAAGUUGACAUUAGACAUAGUGGAACAAGUAAACAUAUAAUUAAUUUCUAGAUUAGAAAAACGGAAAAAAAACUUUUAGAAAGUAAAGUAAACAUAAAGGCAGCAAGAAAAAAACUGUAAUUAGAAUUGAAUUAGAAGGAAAAAUUCAUGUAGAAAAUUAUAAACACCCAAUUAAUCUAAUGUCUUUAUUGUGAUAAAGUGGUCACAACAGAGUCUUAGUUUGAUUUACAUAUGAAGUAAUAUCAUAAAGGAGAAUUCAAUAAAAAAGAGGUCAAUACUAUCAAUCAAGCUUUGCAGAAUCAAUUAUUGACAUAGCAAUUGAGUAAUAAAGUUAUCUAAUAAAAUCAACAAAAUUAUAUAGCCUUAAAUUAUCAACUGCUUUAAUUCACUAAAGACCAACUAGCAAGAGAAACGACAAACUUCAUAGGAAAUACGUUAGAAGUCACUGGAAAAAUAAAAGAUAUUGAUCAAACUUAUACAAAAGAAAUAAAUAACUUAGAAGAAGAAAUUAGCAAUAAACUAAAUUUGAUUUAACUUAAUGCCGAAAAAGAAGAAUAAAUAAGAGAAUAACAGACGAAAGAAAAAGUAGCAUAAAUGGAAGAUAAAAUACUUCAAGAAUUUGAAAAAUCAAAAUCUCAUCUUUUGAAAUCAAAAUAAUUUAACACAAUGAAAAAUCUAGGGAAAUCUUAAGAAAGUACAGUCAAUAUUGCUCACCAUCCUCCAUCUGCUAUUUUCUACUAAUCAUCUUAGCUUCAUAGAGGGUAAACAGGCAUUCAUAUCAAAAGUCUCGCUAAUAUUGAAUAGGAUGAAUUAAUUGAAGAUGAUUAACAUUAUAAAACUAGUUUACAACAAUUCAAAAUUCAGCUGAAAUCUCCAGAAUCAGACCACCAUCUAUAAGCUCAAUUUGAUUAAUCUUAAUUAUUAUCAGAUUCUAUCUAAGGAAGUUAACGUAUAUUGGUUCAACCUUAAACUGAUGUAUUAUAAUAAUCAAAAUUCUCAAAACAAAUUUAAAAAAAGAAUUCUGGAUCUGAAGAGGAUUAAUCAUUCAAUAAAAAUGAAAAUCUAUAAUCUUAAGACAAUAUUGAUUAUCUAGUUGAAAAUCUUGAUAUAUAUCGAAAUGCUGUUCAGUCAUAGUAAAAUAUGCUGUUUGAAUUGUAAUUAUAUUAUUUUUUAAAGUUUUAGGUUAUAAAAUAGAACCAAAGGUUUGAGAUCUACAUAUACAGAUAUUUAGAAAAAACAUUAUCUACAAAUUUUGGAGAAAAAUAUAGAGUUAGACAUCAAAGGGAUUGAAUAAAAUGAUCUUAAACAUUUGAAGAAGAUUUAUGAUGAAUUAAAUAAAUAACUAAAGGAUUAAUAGGCAAAUGUUGAUUAAAAACUCUAAUUAUACUCAUUUAAUGAGGAAUCUCGUACUCCUGAGGAAAUUGAUUCUCGAAGAGCCACAUAAUUUUUAAAUAUUAGGUCUAGAAAAAACAGUGAAAAAAAUCUUUAAAAUCUAUCCUAGAAUUGA